UUUUUAGAGCUGUCCCCCCAGUUCAGAGCUCUUGUGUGGAGGCCCCUCGGUGCCAGCCUUUUUCUUCCCCACUGCAGGCCCAGCUGCGGUGCCACGGCCAGGUCUGGUACGCAGAGCCACACUUCCCGCUUUGACUCUUGGCCAGGCAAAUACUUGGGCGUAGAGCAGCGAGCCAGGACGGCAAACUAUGAGCUCUGAGCAGCCCCUGUACGCUCUUCUCCUGGCUCCUGGAGGAGUAUCCUUAGUUGUCCCACAACCCAACAUCAAUGCAACAGUGGCACAAAACAUCCUCCUCUCAGUUGAAUACUCUUGCCGAGGCGUGGCUACCAUUGAGUGGAAGCAUGUGUCAAGCUGGGGGACCACCAGCAUUGUCGAGUGGAGAAGUGGGAAUUAUGUCAACAUAUCCACGGUCUACAAGGACAGAGUGACUACUUUUGAAAAUGGCUCUAUACAGCUUCGGAAUGUGGGCAUGAGAGAUGCCGGCUACUAUUUUGUCACUGUAAUGGAGGAGCAUGGAACCAAUGCCUAUGGCACCAUCAUAGUCAAUGUUUACGAGAUUAUCUAUGAAGAUUUGCAUUUUGUAGCAGUUCUCUUCACAUUUCUCGCUGCAGUAUCUGCCAUUCUAAUCUGCUUCAUGUGGCUGUGUAAUAAAUCUCUGCAUCUAUUUCAGAAGAAAACAACACACAAACUAACAGUUGCAGACUCCAACGAAUACUGAGUAAUAUCAAAAGCUGACACCGAAGACAACAGUCACAAGAAGCAGCAAGUACAACAGAAGAGAUUGAACUGGAAACCAUCGAGUGUUAGCCAAGGACUGUAUCAUAAUAACAAUUCUACCUCAGGAGAAAGUAUUGGCCAAGAAAGCAAGAACAAACCUAGAAGGUAAAAUGUUUGUGACUACUGCAGAAAUAUCCUGACUUGCAAAGUAAUUAAACCAGCAAUGUCUGAUGAAGCUGUUUUGACCUGGUAAAUUUUCGGUUCUGCUAGUCAAGGUCAGAGUAAAAAAAGAGUAUGCUUCAUGAACACAUUUUUGUGGCUAGCUAAUAAAAUCUACAGCCUCUACCACUCUUUAAAAACAACCAACCAACAAAGCCUCUAAGAUCAACCCAUAAAGGAAAUUAUCAUGGUCUUGAAGGACACCUGUAUUUUGGAUACAGCAAGUCUCCUAUUACAGACAGAGUGGUCAUUAGCAUCCAUCAACAUAAUAAAUUAAAUAUCUAAUUACAGUAUUACAUUAAAAAAUUAAUUGCAAACAUUGAAUCCUGUUUAUUGCACCUGUGCUGCUACUUUUGGGUGUAAGGAGCUUCCUGAAGCUCUGAAGACUACAAUUUUUCAUGAGACAAAACUGACUUUGAAAGAACGCUGAGCUGGUCAAAGUUCUCCCACUUGUGUUUCCAAUUGUUUACACUGCCCCAGGAUGGAUGUUAACACACAUUCUAUGACAUUACUAGAGCAGGUGGUUGUACAAGGAACAGUACACUUUAGCAGGCACUAAAGAGGACACUGUCUAUAAAGAUUAGGGAGGUCAGAUAUAUAAAUAUAAAAUACUGAUACACACAACACCAAUGGGAUGGCAAAGUACUGAACAGUUUUGUUGUGAAAGAUGUCCUUUGCAAACAUAGCCCAGUGAUGAAAAAUCUAUCAGAAAAGUUAAAACAGCAUUACUUUGAAAUACAGUAUUUACAAAUACAGUUCUAAAACUGCUCUUGUUGAGAAGCCACCUUUGCUUUCCCUAUGUUGUAAGAAAAUAUGAAGUGACCUAACUAAUGUUUUCUUGAAUCUGCAUAUUGCACAUAUUCCAAUUCUCCAUCUGUACAUCUGUUGGGUGAAAUAAUAUUUGUGUUUGUCAAUGAGAAAGCAGUAAACUGACCAAGUUCCAAAUUACUCUGUUUUGCUUUUGUAAUGAGCAUUUUGCAGUGUGAAAUAAACUUUGAACUUGGAAGACACCA
Messenger RNA from Cyanistes caeruleus (blue tit), 1949 nucleotides. The record is from RefSeq and is a predicted model, not a curated record. NCBI's taxonomy places the organism in Eukaryota, Metazoa, Chordata, Aves, Passeriformes, Paridae.